AAGUAUUGUUAAAAUUUUAUUUAUGAAUAAUUAAUGUAAGAUUGGAAAGUCAGCUAUCGUUAGGUUCCGAAGGUUGAGAAUUUAGAAGAUCGAGAACAUGAGAAUUAAAUGGAGGACUGCACUUGUUGCACGAGUUCUCCAAUGUUUGAACAAGUCUGCCAUGAAAAUAACAGAAAAAAAAAAAAGAAAAAAAAAAGAUAACAGUCAAUCAAAAAAAAAAAAAAAGACAGUCCGUAACUUCUAAAACCGCUCUCAUCUCCGUUUGGGCUGGCAGAGUAAUAUGAUUCCCUCCUUUUCUUUCGCACCAACAAAAUCUAACACAAUCUCUGGAUUCUCGACUAAAAUUAUUUUGUUUAUUCUGUUUUCUGUUUUUCGCUGCUACCUUUUUAUUUUUUGCUUCAAUGGCGGAAAUUGAGGGAAAUUCUAAAGAAGUGGGAGAGAAGGAAGUUGAUGCUAAAGAGGUCAACGCUGAAAACGAGAACAAUAAUAAUAAUACUAAGGGGAUUAAGAAGCUGCGUCAUAAGAGCACGAAGAAGGAGAGAAGAUCAUUGAGUUUUGCGAGAUUUGGAUGCUUGAGAGUAGAAUCUGAUGAGAAUGGAGGCGUUGAUAUGGAAGUCCGAUUCCCGGAGAAGCUCAAUGAUCCUUCUCAUCUCGUCAUCAUGGUUAAUGGCCUCAUUGGCAGUGCACAAGAUUGGAGAUUUGCAGCAAAGCACUUUUUGAAGAAGUAUCCGGGAGAUGUUAUUGUUCAUUGCAGUAAGCGCAAUUCUUCAAUAUUUACCUUUGAUGGUGUGGAUGUAAUGGGCGACAGAUUAGCAGAGGAGGUUAAAUAUGUCAUAAGCCGUCACCCAAGUGUUCAGAAGAUUUCUUUUGUUGGUCAUUCAUUGGGUGGCCUUAUAGCAAGAUAUGCCAUUGCACGACUUUUUGAACAAGAUCUUACUCAAGAAAGUUCUCAAACAAAGGGAGAUAGUAGAGCUGAUCAAUUGGAAGAUUCAUGGCUUGAAGAGAACGUCAAAUGUAAAAUGGCUGGACUAGAGCCCGUGAAUUUCAUAACACUUGCAAGUCCACACCUUGGUUCUCGGUGGCAUAAGCAGGUUCCACUGUUUCAUGGCUCCCAUGUGCUGGAAAAAGCUGCUACUCGCACAUCAUGGUUUCUUGGUAGGACUGGAAAACAUUUGUUUUUGACAGAUGGAAAAGACGGAAAACCUCCUCUUCUUCUACAGAUGGCCAGUGAUUGUGAAGAUCUUAAAUUUAUAUCCGCUUUGCUGUCCUUCAAGCGUCGUGUUGUUUAUGCAAAUGCAAGUUUUGAUCAUAUUGUUGGGUGGAGUACCUCUUCCUUAAGGCGUCGAGAUGAGCUUCCAAAGUACCAGAUUAAACAUCUUCCAAGAGGUGAUAAAUACCCACACGUUGUAAAUGUGGAGACAGGAAAGACUCCUACUCUUGAUGUAGUCCCUUAUGAGGCCCAGAUCAAUGGAACUGAGAAGAUAGACAUGGAAGAGGAAAUGAUCAGAGCUUUAACAAAAAUGAGCUGGGAACGUGUUGAUGUUUACUUCAAAGGAAGCAGACAAAGACUUCUUGCACAUCUUGCCAUUCAGGUCAAAAACUAUUGGGUUAAUUCUGAUGGAGCUGAUGUAGUCCAACACAUGAUCGACAAUUUUGUGUUGUAAAAGGUGCCAACUUGUUUAUUACCACACGUAAAUCACCCGAUGGCUUUUGGAUGCAAUGGCAUUCGGGGUUCUGAAGAGAUAUUGGCUGGAGGGUGGAACUUGGAAGGUUAAUUUACUUUUACAGGUUUAAAAGGGGGGACUGGCCAUUAACAUUAACAUAGAACAGAAGAUGAAAUCCCAAAACUUGUGUUGUAAAGACGGAUUACCUGCUAUGAACCUGUGCCUAAUUCUGGAAAUAUUACUCAGUUCAGCUGUUACAAAAUCUGCUUCGUUUCAGUCAUAAGGAAGACGCGGUUGCAAAGAUCUAUGUUGUCCGAAUUCUUUACUUCUAUUGAAGUACUCGUCAACAA
Molecule: messenger RNA, 2014 nt
Organism: Gossypium arboreum
Lineage: Eukaryota; Viridiplantae; Streptophyta; Magnoliopsida; Malvales; Malvaceae
Product: lipid droplet phospholipase 1-like
Exons: 10
Coding region: 402-1664 (420 amino acids)
Source: RefSeq, a predicted model, not a curated record